AUGGUGAAUCCUAAGGAGCACUGCAAAGCAAUCAUGACAAGAAGUGGGCUGGUGCUUCAACAGGUGAAGGGAAAUAAAGAAAAAGAAACAGUGAAGGAAGAUAAGGAAGAAAAAGAGGUGGUAGUUGAAAAUGAUGGUGUGCCCAAGAAGACAAUGAAGUGGGAGAAGAAGAAGAUGGCUGACAAGCAGGACCAGCCAGUUACUUUGUCUCCAUAUGCCAAAAUAAACAUACCAUUUGCUGAAGCCCUGGAGAACAUGCCUCAUUAUACAAAAUUUAUGAAGGAUCUUCUAUAUAAGAAGAUGAAGUUAAAGGAUGGUGAGACGAUGGCUUUGACGGAGGAGUGUAGUGCUCUGAUUCAGAAGAAAUUACCUCCAAAGUUGAAGGAUCCAGGGAGCUUUAGCAUUUCUAUUGCAAUUGGGGAUGUGGAAGUUGGUAAAGCACUAUGUGAUUUGGGGGCAAGUAUAAAUUUGAUGCCAUUGUCUUUGUGUAGGGCAUUGGGGAUAGAUAAGUUGAAGGAUACCAAUGUUAUUCUGCAUCUAGCAGAUAGAUCUAUCAAAAGACCAGAAGGAUUAGUAGAAGAUGUGUUAGUUAAGGUGGACAAGUUUAUUUUUCCUGUGUAUUUUGUGAUACUUGAUAUGGAGGAAGAGGAUGCUGAAAGUCCUUUACUCCUAGGAAGACCAUUCUUAGCAACUGAGAUGGUGGAAGAAGUGAAUAGAGAAGAAGACUUUUCAUUGGAGGAAGAUAGAUUUCUUGAGGAGACAAGUACAGAAAAUUAUCAAGAGGAACCGGUAGUGGAAGAGCUUGAUAAAAAGAUAGAUGACAUUCCUGUGGGAGCACCUAAGGUAGAGCUUAAAGAACUACCUUCAAAUCUGAAAUAUCAAGAUUGUAAUCUGGUUUUGAACUGGGAAAAAUGUCACUUCAUGGUGACUGAAGGAAUUGUUCUUGGACACAAGGUGUCUAGGAGAGGAAUAGAAGUAGAUAAGGCAAAAAUCUCUAUGAUAGAGAAACUUCCUCCACCUGUCAAUGUCAAAGAGCUUUUUAUGCAAGUUGUUGGUCAAAGACCAAGAGUUUAUGUUUGA
Molecule: messenger RNA, 1080 nt
Organism: Gastrolobium bilobum
Lineage: Eukaryota; Viridiplantae; Streptophyta; Magnoliopsida; Fabales; Fabaceae
Exons: 6
Coding region: 1-1080 (359 amino acids)
Source: RefSeq, a predicted model, not a curated record